UUGUUUCAGCGAAAAAUCACACGUCAACGCCGAAGCGAUAUGGGGAGGACGUGAAGUGGUUUUUCUUCUCUGCUAGGUAGUAGAAGAUCGGCAGCAUUUUAUUUCCCAUCCAAUCAUCCAGAAAAUUCUCGCUUGGGAAAGUUGCAAUUUCCACAGCCAUGCUGCAUCAGUUCUAGUUUCGUUUUUCGGAGGGCUACUUGGAUUGUGGCAUAGUGGAAUCAGUUCUCUCGGUGUUUCCAUAUCAGUUACAGCGCGUCCGAGGAUUGGCGUUUGUGGACAUUCCGGAUAGUUUGGACGGUUUACUUGGUUUUGCUCGUCCCGGAAGUAGCAACACAAGCGAAAUGACCGAAGGGAAGGCCAGCAGAAGAAAUGGCUCGUUGGACGAGCUGGUGCAAUAUGUUACGCUGCACAAUCCCAUUCCCGUGUUGCUGAGUGGAAGUGUACUGCCGAUGAUAGUGUUAAUCGUCCUGUGGGUCUAUCUGUGGAUUUUCGUGUAUGGAUUUGAGGAGUACUUUGAGGCGGCAAUGCUGGUUAUUGUGGGGAUUGCAUUCGUUCAGAUAUUCGUUUGUCUGUGCUGCUUCUGGAGUGUGCAUGUUCAGACGUUUCUUAACUGCAGGAAGGCCAAAGAUCCCGAACACGCCUCCCUAGCAAAAGUAGUCCCUACUGAGAACAAUGGUUCCUCCAAACUGGUGAAGGUCUGUCGCACGGUGCUCGACGAAAAAAGCGACAAAUCGGAGCCCAUCUAUUGGUUCCUCUUCCAGAAAACAAAGUACGUUUGGGAUCCGGAAAAGAAACAGUUCCGCAGUGUGGAAUUCCCUAUCCAUCGGACCUACGUGGAGUAUUUCGAUUCGAAGGGCCAUCAGGAGGAUGCCGAUGUGCAAUUGUCGGAGAAAACCUACGGCAACAAUAACAUGGAGAUGGUCGUUCCGGAGUUCCUUGAACUGUUCAUCGAAAGGGCGACGGCGCCAUUCUUUGUGUUUCAAAUUUUCUCCGUUCUGCUGUGGUGUUUGGAUGAAUAUAUGUACUAUUCGCUGUUUACACUGGGGAUGCUUAUCUCGUUCGAAUGCAUUCUGGUGCAGCAGCAGCUCAGGAACAUGUCCGAGAUCCGAAAAAUGGGAAACAAGCCGUACAUGAUCAAUGUGUUCCGCAACAGGAAGUGGAGACCGAUCAAAUCGAAUUUGCUCGUGCCCGGUGAUCUGGUUUCGAUUACACGUUCCCAGGAGGAGAAUAUUGUGCCGUGCGAUUUGCUGCUCAUCCGGGGAACUUGCAUCGUUGAUGAGAGCAUGUUGACAGGUGAAUCCGUUCCCCAGAUGAAGGAAUCUCUCGAGAAUACAGACGAUCACAAGAAAGAGUUGGACAUCGAAGCGGACGGCAAACUGUAUGUGCUUUUUGGUGGAACCAAAGUGGUUCAACAUUCCUCGCCAAGCAAGGGAGCAAUGCGAUCCCCGGACAGUGGGUGUAUCGGUUACGUCCUCCGCACCGGAUUUAACACAUCCCAGGGGAAGCUGCUGCGAACGAUUUUGUUCGGGGUGAAAAGGGUCACCGAGAAUAAUCUGGAAACGUUUGCAUUUAUUCUGUUCCUGAUGGUGUUUGCGAUUGCGGCUGCGGUUUACGUGUGGAUUAAGGGCUCGGAAGAUCCAGAGCGAAACCGAUACAAAUUGUUCCUGGAGUGUACGCUUAUUUUAACCUCAAUCAUUCCACCGGAUCUACCGAUCGAGCUCUCGCUGGCCGUGAACACCUCUCUGCUGCAGCUGUCGAAACUGUUUGUGUUUUGUACGGAACCUUUUAGGAUACCCUUCGCUGGGAAGGUGCAAAUUUGCUGUUUUGAUAAGACUGGAACCCUAACUAGUGAUAAUUUGGUUGUGGAAGGAGUAGCAGGGUUGAGGAAAGAUACAAGUAUUACCGCUAUCGGCGAGAUUCCGGAGUCCACAGCUCAUGUUCUAGGAUCGUGUCAUUCACUGGUUCAACUGGAUGAUGGAUUGGUGGGUGAUCCGCUCGAGAAGGCAACAUUAACGGCGAUCGAUUGGAACUUGACGAAGGGUGAUUCGGUGGUACCGAAGCGAGGAAAGUUCAAGCCAUUGCGAAUUUAUCAGCGUUUUCAUUUUUCGUCCUCAUUAAAACGGAUGUCUGUCCUUGCUGGUCACCUGGUUCCAUUUAGCAACGAGACCUGCUAUAUCGGAACCGUGAAAGGAGCCCCCGAGGUGAUAAUGAAAAUGCUGAAAACAAUCCCCGAGAAUUAUGAGGAAACAUAUUUGGAAUACUCUCGUCGUGGAGCUCGUGUACUUGCUCUUGGCUAUAAAUCUUUCGGAACGAUGGAUAAUGCCGCAGUUCGUGAGUUGAAGCGCGUGGACGUAGAGAAAGAUCUAGAUUUUGCCGGUUUUAUCAUUAUCUCCUGUCCUCUGAAGCCGGAUUCUAAGUAUGCUAUUAAGGAAAUCAUACAAGCUUCGCACAAGGUAAUGAUGAUUACCGGAGACAAUCCGUUGACAGCGUGUCACGUGGCCAAGGAACUUCGCUUUACGAAACGCACGAUUGUUGUUUUGACACACGACGAGUUGAAUGAUUCCUGGCGUUGGGACUCAAUCAACGGCGAGAUAAGGAUUCCGUUCAGCGAAAAAAUGCCCGUUAAAGAUAUCUACAAACAGCACGAUUUUUGCAUAACAGGCGAGGGUCUUCAGUACUUGGAUGGCGGGCAUCACGCUUACCUGUUACAGCUGGUGCCAUACGUUACCGUGUUCGCUAGAUUCGCUCCGAAGCAAAAAGAGUUCAUUAUUACAACUCUGAAGCAGCUUGGAUUCUACACGUUGAUGUGUGGAGACGGAACCAAUGAUGUCGGUGCGCUGAAGCACGCGAAUGUUGGAGUUUCGUUACUGAGUCACCAACCAACCAGAGCGGAGAAGCGACAGCUACGAACCGUGGCUGCCGAUGGAGAAGGGGAGAAAAAACGAGACAAGACGGAAGAACGAAAGGCGUUGACUCCCAGGGAGAGGGCGAUUUUGAAGCAUCGUGAAAACCUGAACUCCAACCAAGAGCGGUUGCAGAAGGUACUGAAGGAAAUAGACGAAGACCAAGUGCAGAUUGUGAAACUUGGAGAUGCGAGUAUUGCGGCGCCCUUCACCAGUCGGUCAUCUUCGAUCAAUUGUGUGUGCCACAUCAUCAAGCAGGGUCGCUGUACGCUCGUAACUACGCUGCAAAUGUUCAAAAUCCUGGCCCUGAACGCACUAAUCUCCGCUUACUGCCAAUCGGUGCUGUACAUCGACGGGGUAAAAAACAGUGACACACAGCUAACGCUGCAUGGUCUCCUCACGGCGGUAUGUUUCCUGUUCAUCACACGAUCCAAGCCACUGAAGGUGCUCUCCAAGCAGGCACCACUACCAAACAUUUUCAAUUUAUACUCGGUGACGACGAUUUUGGCUCAGUUUGCGGUGCACUUCUCCGCACUAAUAUACCUGGUGAACGAGGCAAAGUUACGGUCGCCUCCGAGUGAAGGUAAAAUCAAGCUCAAUUUGGAUAUGGAACCGGACGAAAAGGAAGAAUUCGUUCCAAACAUUGUCAACAGCACGGUGUAUAUAAUCAGUGUGGCGAUGCAGAUCGCCACCGUUGCGGUGAACUACAAGGGACAUCCGUUCAUGGAAAGUAUGCGUGAAAACAAGCUGCUAUCGUAUGCCAUCUUAACGUCCAGUACGAUCGUGCUCUGUUUGGCACUUGGAAUUGUGCCCGAUUUGCUCACAACCUUUGAGGUGAUAGACUUCGAAUCUGAUUUCCGCAAAAUUCUCGUCGGCGUAUUAAUAGCGGACAUGGUCCUCGCCUAUCUGGUGGACCGCAUAUGUUCCUUCCUAUUCGGUGAAAUGAGGAAGAAAACGGAUAUCGUUACCUAGACAGUGUUAUACACUGCGUACAAUUAAAGAAAAUGCAGGAUUUGAAGGGAUUGCACGAGUGCAAAGUUGUUUUAUUGUUUAGGCAAUAGUAUAAUUAUAAACAGCAAGGAGCUCGCGGACGAGGUGAGAGGAAAGAUCGUGACCGUGUGAUAGCGUAAUUUUAAAUUCGACUUAUUGUCCUUUCGAGAAGCAAUGGCUUUUUUACCGAAACGGGCGUAGAAAAAUGUUUCCUUGUCACAGUGCGUGUUAGUGAGAACGCCGUUGGUGUUUCAAAUAGCGACAAACGAAGGCAGCAAAUGUACGGAUAGUAGUAGAAUCUUCGCAAACUGGAAUAUUACGAGUUUCAAGUUUGUUCUGUAGUCUAGGAUAGGAAACGAUUAUGUCGAUAAUCAGAUGAGCUAUAGUUAGUAAGAUAUUGAUUGAGGUAAAAACGAACAGACUAAAAGAAGUAUGUCUGUGGGCUCGUUUAUUUGGCUUAUACACUUUAUAUAACUGUCCUACGGUAUUUUAGUUUAGGUAAUGUUGUAAGGCUCGUCGUAUGGAAGGAAUUCUUUGAAAUAUAGAAUAUAUUCGAAACUGGAAA
This is a messenger RNA of Toxorhynchites rutilus septentrionalis, 4458 nucleotides long. RefSeq names its product endoplasmic reticulum transmembrane helix translocase. Gene Ontology annotation, cellular component: endoplasmic reticulum membrane. The record is from RefSeq and is a predicted model, not a curated record. Bases 342 to 3875 code for a protein of 1177 amino acids. Gene Ontology annotation, molecular function: P-type ion transporter activity; ATP binding; ATP hydrolysis activity. NCBI's taxonomy places the organism in Eukaryota, Metazoa, Arthropoda, Insecta, Diptera, Culicidae. The transcript is spliced from 6 exons. Gene Ontology annotation, biological process: intracellular calcium ion homeostasis.